AUGUUUGAUGACUGCUCUUUGCCCUUAACCCUGGCGCAUCUACUCCUCGAGCUCUCCAUUGUUGCAUUACAUUCCUCAGCCCGUCGUCUAACGUCUUCCCCUCCCCCUGCCUACUCCUCUCCAGUGUUCCCCCGUGAAACCGAAAAGCUGGAGCUGCCGUCGAUUUCGCAGGUCCACACCCGCGGUCCUGCUGACAUCCCCUGGUACAACCACCACGCGGCCGAAAGACCGCUGUUGUCGGGCGAUAAGCUACCCGCCCUCAGCUUGCCGACGGCUCCCCAAGCCCCAUCUCGUGGUUAUCAAGACGCCAGCGUGAGCGGUAGCGCUCGUACCAGUCUAUCCGAGGCGUCGGCCGUCCACGAUCCCCGCAGUCCACCCGCCGAUCUAGCUACACAGGGUCGCCUGUCGCUGGAUUCGGAGUAUUCCAUCGUGCCCAACGAGGCCUACUACCCCAGCCCGACCUCGCUCGGCAGCAUGAACCAAGGCCCACCCUACAUGGACGUGCAUUCCCAUAUGUCUUCCGCGCAAUCAUAUCAGUCGCAGGCGGCCACUGCGGGUGCGAUGUCGCAUUAUCCUUAUCAUCAACAACCGCCGGUCUUGCAGCCCGUUUCCAAUUAUAACCCGUCGUACCCGCAAUAUGGAUAUGCCAAUGGGGUCACUUCACCGCCGACCGGACAUCCCCCACCAACAAGCUCGAUGGGCGGUCAGAUGGCACCCCAGAUUUUGCCUCUACCAGGUGUAGGCAAUCACCAAGUUCCCAGUGGAUACGGCAACAGCACCGGAGCACCACUGCAGGGCUAUGUGUAUGAUACAACCGGCCAAGUCGCUCCCCCAGGGGCGAAGCCACGCGUCACUGCGACUCUUUGGGAAGAUGAGGGUAGCCUUUGCUAUCAGGUGGAGGCGAAGGGAGUCUGCGUUGCGCGAAGAGAGGACAACCACAUGAUCAACGGCACCAAACUAUUGAACGUCGCUGGAAUGACUCGUGGUCGUCGCGAUGGGAUCCUGAAAAGUGAAAAGUUGCGCCACGUGGUGAAGAUUGGCCCCAUGCAUUUGAAGGGUGUCUGGAUUCCAUUUGAGCGAGCGUUGGAAUUUGCCAACAAGGAGAAGAUCACUGACCUUUUGUACCCAUUGUUUGUGCACAACAUCGGCGGCCUGCUGUACCACCCAGCCAAUCAAAACCGAACAAACAUGGUCGUGCAAGAAUCCCAGCGACAAAGGAUGGAAGGUCCUCCCGCUGGGCCUCAGCGCACCCCAACGGCGCCGCAACCCUCGACCUUGCAUCACCAUGCGAUGCAGACCCCCAUGUCUUCUCAAAUGUCACAACCGUCUUCCAUGGGCCGUCCCGGGAUGGAUCGAGCCUUUCCCACUCCUCCAGCCAGUGCAUCCAGCCUGAUGGGUGUGACGAACCAAGGGAGCUCGUACGAAUGGGGUGGCCAGGCCAUGAACUCGGGAGUGCCGCACUCUCAGCCACUUUCGAUUGACACGACAUUGAGCCACCAGCAGCGUUCCUUGCCAACCACGCCGGCUACCACUCCCCCGGGUAACAACAUGCAAGCCAUGCCACCCUACCAGGGACAGUCUGGCUACGAUAGUUCCAAGCCCUACUACACCGCUCCGCCUCAGUCUCACUCGCAGUACGCUCCGCACACACCAAUGACCCAGUCCGGUCUGCCCCAGUAUUCGCAAUCUCUCCCGGCCGUCAAUUAUCUGAAGAGUGAAAUGGCUCCUCCGACCGGUCGCGCCCCAGGUGCCCCUGAGACGGAAACUCCGGAGUUGAAGUCUGAACGGUACUCGCAGAACAACGGUCCCGAGGAAUCGGUGCCACCGCACGAGCCCGAGUACCUGCAGGACCAGGGGUCCGCUUAUGGUACCAAUCGCGGAUCGUACACGUACUCUACCAACCCAUCAGUCGGAUCUCUUACAGGAGAACACCAGCAACUGACUCCCGAAAUGACCGGGUCGCCACAGCAGAACGGUUCGGGCCGCAUGACCCCCCGUACUAGCGUGAGCGGACCUCCGCCACACUGGACUUCCGGGUACAACACUCCCCCGCGUCCCUCGGCAGCUACCACCCUCUACAACGCCGUUAGUGACACCCGUGGUACCCCUGCCAACGGCGUCUCCGAUCCUUACUCCAUGGCCACCAUGAACGGAUCUCUGGGAGGCUCGGGCGGCAAGCGGAUGCGUGAGGACGACGAGGUGGCCCGCCCCGAGAGUGGUGAUGGGUAUGAAACCAAGCGUCGCAAGACUAUCACCGAUACCACUCUGGGUGGUCCUGUCGGUGGUGCCCCUAUCUUGCAGCCCAUGAAGACUGCUGUCAUGGCUGGACGUCGUCGCUGA
Penicillium longicatenatum is the source of this 2340-nucleotide messenger RNA. RefSeq names its product KilA-N domain-containing protein. Gene Ontology annotation, molecular function: DNA-binding transcription factor activity; sequence-specific DNA binding. Gene Ontology annotation, biological process: positive regulation of transcription by RNA polymerase II. Gene Ontology annotation, cellular component: nucleus. Lineage: Eukaryota; Fungi; Ascomycota; Eurotiomycetes; Eurotiales; Aspergillaceae. The record is from RefSeq and is a predicted model, not a curated record. The transcript has 5 exons. Bases 1 to 2340 code for a protein of 779 amino acids.